Messenger RNA from Hyphopichia burtonii NRRL Y-1933, 480 nucleotides. RefSeq lists its product as uncharacterized. Bases 12 to 182 code for a protein of 56 amino acids. Lineage: Eukaryota; Fungi; Ascomycota; Pichiomycetes; Serinales; Debaryomycetaceae. The transcript has a single exon. The record is from RefSeq and is a predicted model, not a curated record.
AUAUGAUACAUAUGCCUAUACAUAUAAAUACAUCUACGUAUGCCUACAUCUGUAUAUACCUAUACAUCUACCUAUACAUCUACCUAUACAUCUACCUAUACAUCUACCUGUACAUCAUCAUCUACCCAUACAUCAUCAUCUACCUACACAUCAUCAUCUACUUAUCAAUGAUUGGCCAAUAAGAAGGGUUCUUUUCGAGAGGGUAGUGCGAACGGCAAAACUCUACCCCGAAACCUGGUUGGCGCACCGCGGUCCUGUUUGCAGUCAAGCAAAGUCCAUUUGCAGUUAUCAAACUCGGUACCAUUUGCUUAUUGAACUGUUCGGUCUUUUAAUGGGUUCUUGAUUAAAUAAAUUCGGGAGGCAAUCUUCUUGUCUUCUUGUACGUUGAUGUAUAAUUGAUAUUUGAAGUGACGAUUGACGUCAUAAUUCUCUUCUGCGUUGUAUCUCAAAUACCUUCUUGCGAAGUAAUAUCAACAAAAC